CGGCCGGGAGGCGGAGGGCGACUUGGGCGGCUCGGGCUCCGGUUCCUCCGGCCGCGUCUGCGGCGGGCUGGUCGGCAGCCACCGGGAAGCGCGGGGGCAGGCGGUACCGGCGGCGGGCGGCGUCGCCAUGGGCUCGGGCUGGAGCAGCGAGGAGGAGCGGCAGCCGCUGCUGGGGCCGGGGCCGGGGCCUGCGCCGGGAGGCGCGCGGCGGAGCCGGGAGGCGGCGGCAGCGGCUUUGCCCGCGGCGGGGCCGGGCUCCGGGCGGGUGUACGGGCGGCGCUGGCUGGUGUUGCUGCUCUUCUCGCUGCUGGCGUUCGCUCAGGGCCUGGUCUGGAACAGCUGGGGCCCCAUCCAGAACUCGGCGCGCCAGGCCUACGGCUUCUCCAGCUGGGACAUCGCGCUGCUCGUGCUGUGGGGGCCCAUCGGCUUCCUGCCCUGCUUCGCCUUCAUGUGGCUCCUGGACAAGAGAGGUCUUCGGGUAACAGUGCUUCUGACAUCCUUCCUUAUGGUUUUGGGAACUGGUCUAAGAUGCAUACCUGUAACAGACUUAAUGAUUAAAAGAAGAUUAAUCCAUGCAGGACAACUGUUAAAUGGACUAGCAGGUCCAACUGUAAUGAAUGCAGCACCCUUCCUCUCCACAACAUGGUUUUCUGCAGAUGAGCGGGCCACUGCGACAGCAAUCGCGUCCAUGCUCAGUUACCUUGGUGGAGCAUGCGCGUUUCUAGUGGGACCGCUUGUUGUUCCAGCGCCCAAUGGGACAGCACCUCUGUUUGCUGUGGAGAGCAGCAGGGCUCAUAUUAAAGAUCGCAUCGAGACUGUGUUAUAUACAGAAUUUGGAGUUGUCUGCUUAAUUUUCUCUGCUACACUAGCUUAUUUCCCACCCCGGCCUCCUCUUCCUCCCAGUGUUGCUGCAGCAAGCCAGCGGCUGAGUUACCGGCGCAGCUUUUGUAGAUUAUUAAGCAAUUUGAGGUUUUUGAUGAUUGCUUUAGCAUAUGCUAUACCACUUGGUGUAUUUGCUGGCUGGUCUGGAGUUCUCGACUUAAUUUUAACACCAGUUCAUGUCAGCCAGGUAGAUGCUGGCUGGAUUGGAUUUUGGUCCAUAGUUGGAGGCUGUGUUGUUGGAAUAGCUAUGGCAAGAUUUGCAGAUUUUAUUCGGGGCAUGCUAAAACUGAUUCUUCUCCUCCUGUUUUCUGGGGCUACCCUGUCGUCCACGUGGUUCACCUUAACUUGUUUGAACAGUGUGACCCACCUGCCUUUGACUACAGUGACAUUGUAUGCCUCCUGCAUUCUCCUAGGAGUGUUCUUGAACAGCAGUGUACCUAUAUUUUUUGAGCUCUUUGUGGAAACUGUCUACCCAGUUCCAGAAGGAAUUACCUGUGGAGUUGUUACUUUUUUAAGUAAUAUGUUCAUGGGAGUGCUUUUAUUUUUUCUCACAUUUUAUCAUACAGAGUUGUCUUGGUUCAACUGGUGCCUUCCGGGGUCGUGUUUGCUCAGUCUCCUCCUCAUUCUGUGCUUCAGGGAAUCCUAUGACAGACUCUAUCUUGAUGUGGUUGUCUCAGUUUAAUAGCACAGACUUGAAGGAGUUUAAAAGGAGACUGGAAAUCAAUACUGCACACUGCACAUUUGCUCGGAAUUGCACAGCUAACAGGAAAAAAAAGAAGAAAGAAACUUCAUUCAGAGGUUCUGUUAGGUCACGAUUGUCACAUUAAUUUAAUUACUACUAGGUAAUAAUAAUGUGGGACUUGAGGUCAUAGGGAAUUUUAAAACUCUACAAAGGGCAUCCCUGUGCCUGACAAGGGUGGAGGUGAAGCACUACCUAAGUUGUCCUGUCCUGUGCCAGUGCUACUACUGAUUAACUCUAAUUACGGGAAGAAAUAAAAGGCCUCCAUCACAUGAAGAUAACUCCUCCCAGAGUCACAUAACAGAAUAGGAAGAAUGCCACUAACUUCUAAAGAAGUUUGAACCUUGUAUCAGAUUACUUCCAAAGUAGCCAAAUGGUAUAUUGAUGAUAGAAUUAGCCACAUGUACACUACACGUUUUUCUAAUAAAGCCAUUUCUUAUA
Molecule: messenger RNA, 2062 nt
Organism: Perognathus longimembris pacificus (Pacific pocket mouse)
Lineage: Eukaryota; Metazoa; Chordata; Mammalia; Rodentia; Heteromyidae
Gene: Slc49a4
Product: solute carrier family 49 member 4
Exons: 9
Coding region: 128-1564 (478 amino acids)
Cellular component (GO): membrane; intracellular membrane-bounded organelle
Source: RefSeq, a predicted model, not a curated record